Planococcus citri (citrus mealybug) is the source of this 4961-nucleotide messenger RNA. It is a transcript of the gene alpha-Catr, whose product is annotated as alpha-catenin related. Bases 1161 to 3332 code for a protein of 723 amino acids. Gene Ontology annotation, molecular function: actin filament binding; cadherin binding. The record is from RefSeq and is a predicted model, not a curated record. Lineage: Eukaryota; Metazoa; Arthropoda; Insecta; Hemiptera; Pseudococcidae. Gene Ontology annotation, biological process: cell adhesion; Rho protein signal transduction. The transcript is spliced from 13 exons.
CACGAAGAGGAAGAUCAUCUACAUCUUAUUAAUAACUUAACCCAACACGAGUAAUAUUUUCAUCUGUCCGGAGUCCGGUGCUGGUUGAAUUUAUUUUUGGCUCAUUAUAUUGAUAAAAGUUACUUUAUGUUAGCUAUGGCUGAGUCGCCGUCGAUAGAUCAGCUAAAUAAUGUGGAUAUAAAAACCCGAAGCAUCGAACAAACGUUGUUACCAUUAGUAAAACAGACACACCUAUGCUUAUCUUCAACUUUGAACGAUUAACUAUCACGCUAGAAGAAUAAUUUAUCACUCGACAGCUACCUCGAAGCCGCUCAACCCCCUUCGAAGCAAUCACUUCGAAAUCGACUUGCAAAUUAAACACGUAUUAAGGUCAAGAAAAGUGAUAACUUUGAUCGUUCCGUUUCACUGACUAAACUCUCUUGGUACCGGAAACGCCACAUCGAUGGUCGUUUAUCAUCUUCGAGUCGAUAAUGGUGGGUUUUUCAACCCCUCUAAUUGACUUUAUUGCUCCCAAAAGCUCGAUUAGAAUCGACGUGAAGGCCAAGGACUUUGGUAUUCCGAAUUCGCUGCUUCGCUGCUGAUUAUAAUUUUGUGAUUAGAUUCAGCUUCCGUAAGCUGCACUUAGAUAGCGUACGUAGUAUCGUAUAUACUCCUUCGUACUAUCGAUUUUACCAAGAAAAAAUUUCGCUCGAAAUUUUUCUCUUAUCGAUACUAUACUACGACUACCUACAUACCGUAGACAACUCGACUCUGUGUGGAAUUUCAUCUUAAUUUUAAUCCUCAGUCCGGUGGAUAGAGGUACGAAAUCUGCAUAAUACUUUGCCAUCUGCACGACCAAGUCGUCUACAAGUUGCCAGCGACUCGACCAACGACAGCGAAGCGUUAAUUUGCUAAAUCAAAUUACCGCGCGUACACCUGACAGUGAUGUCAUUCGGUAUAAAAUAUCGACAUUUGAGCUACAUGUUCGUAGCUGUACUUGUACUCGCAUGCGCCGCUGGUUUUUCCAUUUUAAGCGUCUUUUGAAAAUAAGGGUCACCCUAAGUAUUAGUUAGUCUUCCUCGUAUAUAACUGUUAUAUUAUAUGCAAUAAUUAAAGCAUUUCGUACCGACUGAUAUUAUUUAAGAUUAUUUUUUUUUAAAUUUAAAUACUCACAUGAAAAAAUGGUCACACUAUCUGAACAAAAGAUCUCAACCUUAGUUACACAUAGAGAACGGCCGUUUUGUUCGGAGCGAUCGGUAAGAGCAUUAGCGCGAGUCGGUCAAGCGGUUAAUUUAGCUAUCGAAAGAUUUGUUACUGUCGGCGAAACUAUUGCUGAUGACAAUCCUGAAAUAAAAUGUGAAAUGUACCAGGCUUGUAAGGAUGCCAGAUCGGCCGGCACCGUUAUUGAAAAUUUAUGCGAAACUGCUUUUGAAAACUCGAGAAACGACCGUUCGGCGGUCGUAAGAGCUGCGAGGUGUUUAUUAAGCUCAGUUACCAGAGUACUAUUGCUAGCCGAUUCGGUGGUGGUUAAGCAAUUGCUACAUGCUAAAGAAAAAGUAUCCAGAAGCUUGGGACGUUUAGAAAAUGUUACCAAUUUUACGGAAUUCGUAAAAGCAUUCAGUCAGUUCGGUAGCGAAAUGGUGGAAUUAGCGCAUUUAACCGGCGACAGGCAAAACGACUUGAAAGAUGAACGAAGAAAGGCUCAAAUGUCUGCAGCUCGACAAGUCUUGGAACGUUCGACGAUGUUAUUGUUGAUAUCUUCUAAGACCUGUCUUCGACAUCCGGAUAGCUCCACGGCUAAAGAAAACAGAACGACGGUGUUCUGCCAAAUGCGAAGGGCAAUCGAUCUUAUUCAUUAUGUAGUCAAAGACGGCGUCUGGGAAGGCGGAGGUGCCACCAUCAAGGACGAAGGGCAAACGUUAAGCGAAGUUUUACGUAAUUUAGAUUCACUAAUAGAGAUGACAAGACUGACUUUAACAUUGGCCGAUAAAGAUAGCUUGAACAGGGCGGUCGAUAUGGUCAUCGAUCGUACGCAGGAUUUCACCGAUAGCGCUUACACGACGCACGAGCAUCGCGAAAAUAUCAUCUUGCUGUGCGAACGUAUUAAAAUACAGUUAGAACAAUUGGUCAGGAUUGCCUCAGGAUUGGAUCAAUGCGAAGGGAGUUCACCUACUCACGAGAUGGAACUAGCGGUCACCAAUUGUUUAGACUCGACUCGAGAACUCAGGACCGAACUACUCGCCACGGCGAAGGAUCAAACUAACGAGUUACCUUCGGUGAUCAGAACCGGAAACGAAUUAGUUACCACCAUUACCAAUUGCGCUGCUUCCUCAGACCACGACUUACUCGAUAAAACGGCGAUCAGGUUUCAAGAAACCGUCGACCAUAUCGCCGAAAUAACCAAACUACUCAGGCAUUUGGCUACCAACGAUAAUCUUCAAGUUACCGCCAAACACGCCGAGAUAAAUUUAAAAAUAUACGCUCCACAGGUGGUAGCCGCAGCUCAUACUUUAGCCCAACAUCCGAGCUCUAAAAUAGCUAAAGAAAAUUUCGAAGUUUUUGCUGAUAUGUGGCAGUCGUUGACAUUGGAUAUAUCCGCUAUCUGCAAAGAAGUUAUGGAACGACAGAAGGUUCCUGAGAAGCAGACCUAUAUGUCUUUACCGAGACCGGGCAAACAUGGCACGACAAACAAACCGCUAAAAUCUGUCAGAUUGGAUGUCGACGAGCAAGAAAAAAUAGCGAAAGCCGGCUUAGAAAUGAAACUGGCCACAACCGAGAUGGAAGCUGAAACCGAACGUUGGAAAGAGAACGGCGGAGGUGCGGUGCUAGAGGAGAACAACGAUAUCGUGAAACGAGCCAAGAACAUGUCGAGUAUGGCGUUCAGCAUGUAUCAGUUCACCAAAGGCGAAGGAGCGCUUAGAACUACUCAGGAUUUAUUCACUCAAGCCGAGUAUUUCGCUGAAGAGGCGAAUAGGCUGUAUAAAGUUGUCAGACAGUUUUCCUAUCAAGUUCCUGUUGGUACGCAAAAGAAAGAAUUACUAGAGCAGCUCGAUCAAGUACCUACUCACGUUCAGCAGUUACAAUUCACGGUGAAAAAUCCAACCGUCGGUAAAGCGGCCACGUUCACUAAAGUAGACUCGGUCAUCAACGAGACGAAAACUUUAAUGAACGUUAUUUCCAAAGUGGUCACUACGUGUUUCAUAUGCGCCACUCAGUACAACUUAGACUUCAACGUAUUAGCGAAUCGUGCCGGUAGCGGACAAUUUCGAGACGGCGAAGACGGUAGCGGAGCCGGAGGCGUCGGCAGCGACGGUAAACUCAACUCGGGCAGUGGGUCGGAUGCGUCCAUGUGACAGUUCGGGAUGGCUCGAAGAGGCAAAGGAGACGGUCGUCGAACCAGGGUCUCUUUUUUACUCUUUUGAGCCAUCCAUAAACGGUAUUUUGCGACUUACUUUACCACUUCAGGACUUCUUUCUUUAUUUUUUUUUUCCUUUUUUUUUCUCCGAAAAAAGUCUUGUAAAUUAUGGAUGGCGCAGACCAAACAUAACCAACAACAAUCUGUUUAUUUGCAAUAAAAACCCCAUUUUUUUCAAUCAAUAAACAGCUCACAUCAUCAACAUCUCUCGUACGAUGCACAAGAACGUGUAUUUGUACUGUAAUUUAUAAUUGUGUACGUACGUGUAUAUUUUUUUUCUCUUUCUUCUUCUUCUUCUUCUUUUUUUUCACUCACAUUUUAUUCGCUCGAUUCGUUCGUUUGUUUCGCCCCCCCCCCCUAUUUGAAUUAAUAUAUUUUCGUCCCGAGUUAAUUUUUCAUUCACUAUCUCUCUCUGUACAUUAUAAAUAUUAUAUAUUCUAUCUCCUCAAACCUGUGAUCAAAUGCGAUAAUUAAACAUUAAGCAAAUAAUUACCUAAUUACAUCGGUAUAUAAAUAUUUUGUACGUACUACACGGUUACCAUAAAAUAAUCUAAUAUUGUAAAAAAGAAAAUCAUGAUUUUACACCCCCCCUGAAAAAAAAAACCGAAACCAAACCAGUUCAUAAACGAAACCGAAACCGAAACGAUCCGUUUGAAUUUCGUAUUCGCAUCUAAAAAAAUACAUUCCUCGAUGUUCGCUACGGUAUCGUGAUCGGAUCUCGAAAGAUUAGGUACAAAAUUGGGACCAUUUUUUUGGUACGUAGGAAGUCGAAAUUACUCGUUAAAAUAUACAUUAGAAAAAACGUAGACGUAUUUUACGUACUUCGAUCCGAUCUCGAUUUUUUUUUUCGUUUUUUUUACCACGAACAUAAACAUCUACUUCGCGAAUUUUCAAUUUUUGCUAUUACGAAUCUAUACCUAAUAAUAUUUUCAAUUUUUCAUUUCUCGUUGUGUUUUUACAUAUACCUACGUCUUACAGUAAUACGAGUAAUUUUACCUGUACUAUUUUUCUCUCUCUUCCUUGGAUAUUGAUAAUCUUGUGCUUGGAAUUUAAGCAAUAUUCGAUGUAAGAUUUUUUUCGCCUACUAACGAACGGUUUUUCUCGUUUUUUUCCCCCACCUCAUCUUACAUAUUUUCUUCUUUUUUUUUAAAGUGUUAAUUUAUGUUGUUUUUUUCAUCGUUAUGUUUUUUUUUCUUCGGAGAAAAAUGUUUUUUUCCUGUAUACGGAGAUUUCGACUGGGAGUUGUUUUUUUUUCUUUUUUUUUUUUUAGAAAACGAGUUGUUUUUCGAGCAAGCAAUUUACAUCACGUGUAAUUCGCGUGAUUGAAUUAUUAUUGUUUUUUUUUUCAUUUGAGUAAGAAAUCUCAUCUUAUUUUAAAUUUAAUCGAACCUAUAAGGUGUAAAUAUUGAUUAUUACAAUCGGUCUAAGUACGAGAAUUUUUGACAAUAGAGGUUUUUCAUUUCAGUAUUGUUAUUUACCUACCUACCAUUUUUUUAAAAAUUAAGAAUACGGAGAACGGGUUUUUGCAAACCGAGCGAUAUUUUUCUGUAUUCUAUUUUGCAUCAAA